Messenger RNA from Epithele typhae, 1266 nucleotides. RefSeq lists its product as uncharacterized. The record is from RefSeq and is a predicted model, not a curated record. NCBI's taxonomy places the organism in Eukaryota, Fungi, Basidiomycota, Agaricomycetes, Polyporales, Epitheliaceae. The coding region runs from base 1 to 1266 and encodes 421 amino acids. The transcript has 3 exons.
AUGACCACGCGCCGCGCCUCCGUCGCGACCAUCCGCGCCCGCGCCCACUACCAGCCCGAGCAGCCGUCGCAGGAAGACGAGUUCGGGUGGCUGAAGCAGGCCGCGCCCCAGUUCCACACCCAGCCCGACGCGCUCCCGUCCGCGUACGUCACCUCGUCCGACGCCCGGUCUGAGGACGACUCCGGGGACGAGAGCGGGAGCGACUCCGACGGCUCCAACUCCUCCGACGAGGAGGACCCGAUGCACCCCUACAACGUGCAGGACGCCCAGCCGUGGCACAACGACGGCCGCGUCGCGUACAUGGAGCAGGACGAGGACGACUGUUUCCCAGGCGCGCCCACAAUUGCGAUCGACGACGUGCCCUACGUCCCGCCCGCGUCGCCGACGGGGUACAACGGCACCGACGUUCCCGUCGCGCCCGAAGAAGGGAAGAACCCGUACGCGGCCUACAACGGCGUGCAGCGCUCCGUCUCCCCGUACGAGCUCCACGCGCCCAGCCCCUACACCCCCGCCUCGUCGCCGUCCCCGCCCCGCCGUGCGCCGCGCCGCGCCCCGGGCACCGCGCGCCGCACCACGGGCGGCCGCACCGCGCGCUCGUACCUGAUGCAACAGGAGGAGGAGGAGGAGGAGGAGGAUGACAGCGCGGACGCGGAUGCGGAGUACGAAGAGUCCGACGCCGACUCCGAGGACGACUACAUGCCCUCCCCGAGGACGAAGCACCGCACGCUCGGCUCCCCGCGCAGGAACGCGAAGGAGUUCAAGCCCUACGCGUCCCCCUCCCCUACGGCCCCGAAGACCAAGGCCAAGGCCAGGGCCCAGGGCCGUCGCGCCGCCUCGCGCGCCGGCCACCGCAGCCAGGCGCGCAACAUACAGUCCGACGAGCCGGUACCCCGGAAAGGCGAGCGCUAUGAGAAGGUGGGCCCGAUGGCGUGGACGUGCAAGCAGUGCGGGUUCGUGCAGAAGAACCAGCGCGCGCCGGACAUGGAGCGACACAUCGCGACGCACUUCCGCGACCGCGAGACGCGGUGGGUGUGCUGCGGCGUGCCGGUCGAGGAGGCAGCGGAGCACGGCGUGUACCUGGCCCCGGGCAGCAACCCGCUGAGCGCACCGGGUGCGAUCGAGCUCAACGGGCGUAUCAUGGUCGGCGGGUGCCAGCUCGACUUCAGCCGUCAGGACGCGCUCAAGCGGCACUGGAAGAACCGGAAUAUCGGCUGCGUGGGGGAUAUCAUCUACUCGAAGAUGGAGACGAGGACGGAGAUGGAGUGA